AACUAGAACCUUUUCUUUCCGAACAAGAAAAGAGUUGUGUUCUCUCUCUAUCUAUAAAUAUCCCCGACCCAUCCUCUUCUGCCAUUACUUGCUUUACUCUUCGUGUUUCUCUUCGCUGCAACAGAUUCAUUGUUGUCUUCGUCUUCUUCUCCUCCUCGAACAUGGCCAAUCAAGCGGAAUCUUCUGACUCUAAGGGAACGAAGAGGGACUUUAGCACGGCGAUCCUGGAGCGCAAGAAGGCCCCGAAUCGGCUUGUUGUGGACGAGGCAAUCAACGAUGACAACUCGGUCGUCACGCUCCACCCAGAUACCAUGGAAAAGCUCCAGCUGUUUCGGGGCGACACGAUCCUGAUCAAGGGGAAGAAAAGGAAAGAUACCAUCUGCAUUGCUCUUGCUGAUGAAGCAUGCGAUGAACCAAAGAUAAGGAUGAACAAGGUUGUGAGAAGCAACCUGAGGGUUAGGCUAGGAGAUGUCGUUUCUGUCCACCAGUGUGCAGAUGUCAAAUAUGGAAAGCGUGUGCACAUACUUCCCGUUGAUGAUACCAUUGAAGGGGUCACCGGAAAUCUAUUUGAUGCGUAUUUGAAACCUUAUUUCUUGGAGGCAUACCGCCCAGUGAGGAAGGGUGAUUUAUUUCUUGUCAGAGGGGGAAUGAGAAGUGUAGAGUUCAAGGUUAUUGAGACUGACCCACCAGAGUACUGUGUGGUUGCCCCAGACACAGAGAUCUUCUGUGAGGGAGAACCUGUGAGAAGGGAGGAUGAGAAUAGAUUGGAUGAAGUUGGUUAUGAUGAUGUUGGUGGUGUUAGGAAACAGAUGGCACAGAUUCGUGAAUUAGUGGAGCUGCCCCUAAGGCAUCCACAACUAUUUAAAUCGAUAGGUGUCAAGCCACCAAAAGGAAUUCUGUUGUAUGGCCCCCCUGGGUCUGGGAAGACUCUAAUUGCCCGGGCUGUUGCCAAUGAAACUGGUGCCUUCUUUUUCUGCAUCAACGGGCCAGAGAUCAUGUCAAAAUUGGCUGGGGAAAGUGAGAGCAACCUCAGGAAAGCAUUUGAGGAAGCUGAGAAGAAUGCACCAUCCAUCAUUUUCAUUGAUGAGAUUGACUCUAUUGCUCCCAAGCGAGAGAAGACUCAUGGAGAAGUUGAGAGGAGAAUUGUUUCUCAGCUCUUGACACUUAUGGAUGGGUUGAAAUCUCGUGCACAUGUUAUUGUCAUUGGGGCUACAAAUCGUCCCAAUAGCAUUGACCCUGCUUUGAGAAGGUUUGGAAGAUUUGACAGGGAAAUAGAUAUUGGUGUCCCGGAUGAAGUUGGACGCCUUGAGGUUCUCCGUAUCCAUACAAAGAACAUGAAGCUUGCUGAAGAUGUUGAUUUAGAAAGAAUUGCUAAGGAUACCCAUGGUUAUGUUGGUGCUGAUCUAGCAGCUCUAUGUACUGAGGCCGCACUUCAAUGCAUCAGAGAAAAGAUGGAUGUGAUUGACUUGGAAGAUGAGACAAUCGAUGCGGAGAUACUUAAUUCAAUGGCCGUUACAAAUGAGCACUUCCAAACAGCUCUUGGUACAAGCAACCCAUCUGCUCUCCGUGAAACUGUUGUUGAAGUGCCCAAUGUCAGUUGGGAGGAUAUUGGAGGUCUCGAGAAUGUUAAGAGGGAACUUCAAGAGACUGUUCAAUACCCAGUGGAGCAUCCUGAGAAAUUUGAGAAGUUUGGAAUGUCACCAUCCAAGGGAGUUCUUUUCUAUGGCCCUCCUGGAUGUGGGAAAACGCUGCUGGCCAAAGCUAUUGCUAAUGAAUGCCAGGCAAACUUUAUCAGUGUCAAGGGUCCUGAGUUGCUUACGAUGUGGUUUGGUGAGAGUGAAGCCAAUGUACGUGAAAUAUUCGACAAGGCCCGCCAAUCUGCUCCUUGUGUUCUAUUUUUUGAUGAACUUGACUCAAUUGCUACUCAGAGAGGUAGCAGUGUAGGAGAUGCUGGGGGUGCUGCUGAUAGGGUUUUGAACCAACUCUUGACAGAAAUGGAUGGCAUGUCUGCAAAGAAAACUGUAUUCAUCAUUGGGGCCACCAACAGACCUGAUAUUAUAGAUCCUGCACUCCUGCGACCUGGUCGUCUUGAUCAGUUGAUCUACAUCCCUCUCCCCGAUGAGGAGUCCCGGUUCCAAAUAUUUAAGUCUUGCUUGAGGAAAUCUCCAGUUUCCAAAGGUGUUGAUCUCAGAGCUCUUGCCAAGUAUACUCAAGGCUUUAGCGGUGCUGAUAUUACAGAGAUAUGCCAGCGUGCAUGCAAAUAUGCUAUAAGAGAGAACAUUGAGAAAGAUAUUGAGAGGGAAAGGAGGGGAAGAGAGAAUCCUGAGGCAAUGGAGGAGGAUAUUGAGGAUGAAGUGGCAGAGAUUAAGGCAGCCCAUUUUGAGGAAUCAAUGAAGUAUGCUCGGAGGAGUGUGAGUGAUGCUGACAUUCGCAAAUACCAGGCAUUUGCUCAAACAUUGCAGCAAUCAAGAGGGUUUGGAUCUGAGUUUAGGUUUGCCGAUAACCCUUCUACUGGGGCUGCUGCAUCUGACCCUUUCGCAACUACUGCUGCUGGCGCAGACGAUGAUGACCUUUACAGUUAGAGAUUUGCCUUGGUGUCUUAUUUAUUAUAUUUGACAUUCCUACUUUACAUUUUCAUUUGUAAUCCAUUACAUUUGGUGGUUUAAGAUAUUAUUGAAUUGCCCUUGUCCAAGGAGACCUUAGAGUUUUGCCACCUGAUGACUCUUCAAGUUUCAUCAAACGGUUCAUUGAUUUGAUAGUUGCAAACUUUUUCAAGCCUUUU
This is a messenger RNA of Carya illinoinensis, 2782 nucleotides long. Its product is annotated as cell division cycle protein 48 homolog. Bases 162 to 2582 code for a protein of 806 amino acids. Gene Ontology annotation, biological process: retrograde protein transport, ER to cytosol; mitotic spindle disassembly; autophagosome maturation. The transcript has 9 exons. Gene Ontology annotation, cellular component: VCP-NPL4-UFD1 AAA ATPase complex; cytosol; nucleus. The record is from RefSeq and is a predicted model, not a curated record. Gene Ontology annotation, molecular function: ATP binding; polyubiquitin modification-dependent protein binding; ATP hydrolysis activity. Lineage: Eukaryota; Viridiplantae; Streptophyta; Magnoliopsida; Fagales; Juglandaceae.